AUGAUGAUCGGUCGGUGCGGAGUUGAACGAAGGGCCAUCCUGAAAGGUAACAUUCACUUGCUCUUUGACUUUUUACCUCACAACCGACUGCAUUACCAAAAGAUACAUGACGUAUCGUGUGUCUUCAAGCUGCUGAAGUCAGGCAUCGCCGCCAACGAGUGGUUGUUCACACCCGAAGCCUCAUUUCAGUGACAAACUUCCGGCACGGAUACCAUAUAACUGACCUCAGGCUCAAGCUCCCACUUCAACACCAUCUUGGUGUAUGUGAACUGCUCCGCUAAGGACCAGAAUGCAUUUGUAUCUCAGCCAAAAUCCCCGGACACUAUACCUAGCGACAAGCUCACACGAUGAACGCCAUGGUCAUCCACGGCGAGCACUAGUCUUUCGUGCCGCAGAAGGCAAAUCAUCACAAGCCGUAGUUGAAUUCCUUCGGAAAGAUCAGGUCGAUCUUUCCGGUACACUAAAGGUCACAAACCGCAUGAUUAAGGGAUGUUUAGGUCUCAUUUCAGUUGAUGAAGAGAUGUUCUUAGCUGUUAUUGUCUCUGCGACAGAUAUCGGCAAUACACGACCAUCUAGUCCACAACCUGAAUCUGUCGCAAAAAUCCAUGAAGUUGCAUUCUACAGUCUGACCUCGAGCACAUGGGAUGACUUCUCUAGUGCAUAUGAUGCACUCCCCAGUGCUAGCUUUCCCGAUCAAACCGAUGCGAUUUUAAGAGAUGCAUAUUCGCAGCCAAAUUCUUCAGCCACGUCCUUGGUCGAACAUCCGUGUAGUCCACUUUCCAAGAUUGUCUCCGCUGGGACGUUCUACUACGCACUAGCACCGUACUGGGAUCUUUCUUCCCGGCUCUCUCGUCGUCUCGAGCGGGACGAGCAAACGGCGAAAGAUUUAGGUACAUAUGACGAACGAUUCGUAUGGAAUGAGUAUAUCGUACGAAGCUUGCUUGACUUCCGGGAUCGUCUGGAUGCACAUGAGCGAGAAGAACUCGACCGCUGUCAGUUCAUUGUACUUGCUAUACAAGGCUACGUUGGCGUAUUCACACUGGCGUUGCCGGCACCGCCGACUCAUGGGUCACCUACCGUCGCUACUAUUUCGUUGAUAUCACGGUUGGGUUGGAAGCGCGCAGGUACUCGAUUCAAUACACGCGGCGUUGAUGAUGAUGGUAAUUGUGCAAACUUCGUUGAAACGGAAACGAUAUUCAGCACCGAUCAGAACUGCUUCAGCUGUGUUCAAGUGAGAGGGAGUGUUCCUUUGUUCUGGGAGCAACAGGGACUACAAACGUUUGGCCAGCGGAUACAAAUCACUCGUCCACAGGCUUCACAACCUGCUUUCGAGCGACAUUUUGCUCAGCUCACCGAAGAAUAUGGAUACGUGCACGCUAUCAACCUGCUUGGGUCCAAAGAGAACGAGACUAUCUUAACGAUGGCAUACGACCGGUCGCUCAGGAACGCACCGGACCUUUUUGAGCACAACGUCAGCAUCACUCACUUCGACUUCCAUAACGCUGUAAAGUUAUAUGGGCAUGAAGGCGUCAUCCAAGCUUUGAGGAGACAAGAGAACAUCACGGACAACGUGGACAAGUUUGGCUUCACUAUGGCAGACGCUACUUCGAAUGAAAUCAUCACUCUGCAGAAAGGCGUCUUCAGGACAAAUUGUCUGGACUGCUUGGACCGCACAAAUUUCGUUCAGGAUAUCUUGUCGCGUACAACCUUGGAGCAGUUCCUAAUGCUCAUUCGAAAGGAGUGGCUUCAUCAGGGCACGCUUUGGUCAUACCAUCGGGAACUAUGGGCUGAGAACGGUGAUGCAUUGUCCCGCAUAUAUGCAGGAACUGGGGCUCUUAAUACCAGCUUUACUCGAAGCGGAAAGCGGACAUUAGCAGGGGUGUUGUCUGACGCGACGAAGAGCGUUUCUCGUGCAUACAUCAAUAACUUCCAGGACAGGGGGAAGCAAAUCGCCAUCGAUAUGUUUUUGGGCAAUCUGAGCACGCAAAGACAGGUCACGAUCUUCGAUCCUCUUCAUGAUUUGGUGAAUGAAGCGUUGAACAAGCGUCUACACGAGUAUUCGACAACAAAGCAUUGUACCAUCUUCGUUGGAACCUGGAAUCUGAACGGUCGCCCACCAAGUUCGGAAUUCCUACUACCUUGGCUCUUCCCUCGUUCCAGUACGUAUCAUAAUAUUAACUUUCAGGUAAAUCCUUACGCUGGUCGCAUGACAGGUGUUCAAGAUCCAGAUAUCAUCGCUCUAGGAUUCCAGGAGAUUGUUCCUCUCAGUGCACAACAAAUUGUGCAAACAGAUGCAGAGAAAAAGCGUAUGUGGGAGACCAAAAUUCUCAAUACCUUGGCGCAACGCCCCAACAAGUCGGCGGAGUAUAUUUUGCUCCGAAGCCAUCAACUUGUCGGCACCGCUCUUUUGGUCUUUGUGCGCAAAGAGCUGACUGCUGUCAUACGGAAUGUCGAAGCUGCUUCUCACAAGACAGGUUUGCGAGGCAUGGCAGGCAAUAAAGGCGCAGUCGGUAUCCGGUUAGACUAUCAUGACACAAACUUCUGUUUUGUCACGGCACACCUUGCCGCGGGGCAUUCGAACAUAGAAGAGAGGAACAUAGACUAUCGUACCAUCGCCAGUGGUUUGCAUUUUCUUAGAGGCAAGACAAUAGACAGCCAUCAGAAUAUCAUUUGGCUUGCGGAUACCAAUUAUCGUAUCGAACUGGAGAAUGAACGAGUUCGGGCUCUGGCACAAUCCGAUGAUUAUGAUGCAUUGUUGGCUGCAGAUCAACUUCGACAAGCAAUGGAUGACGGUGAUGCGUUCACGGGGUACUCUGAAGGACCAUUGCUCUUCCGUCCAACAUAUAAAUAUGACCUUGGUACUGAUCGUUACGACACUGGAGAGAAGUUUCGCAUUCCUGCUUGGACUGAUCGUAUAUUGUACAAGGGCGCUGAUUUAGAUCUUUCCGUUUACUCCCGAGCGGAAUUGAAGAGUUCAGACCACAAGCCAGUGUUUGCACUUUUCAGAGCAACAGUCCGUGUUAUUGAUCAUGCAACACGAUUUGCACUUUCUCGUAUGUUGUUCGACAAUGUCACGUCUACCGGACCCGGAGAGAAGUUGGAUGAAAAGCUCGCGUCUCUCACGUUCUCCAGUGGAUCGAAGGACUUGCCACCUCCAAGCUCGGACGAUGCUGCAUGGUGGGAUAUUCCUGAUCACCCAAAUGGAGUUAUUCCCCCAGAGAAGCUGCCGUAUAUCUCAAGCAAGAGCCCACCAUAUAACCCAUUCGAUUCACCAACCGAUUCACCAAUUUCCUCUUCUCCCUCUUCGUCAGAGGAAGAGCUCUACCAAGCAUUAACGUUGCAGGCUCCUAUUGCGCCUCAACCACUACAGGCGGUAAGACGACCUCCUCCUCCUCCACCGCCGCCUCGCACCAGGAAACCUUCAACAAAAGAUUCUCCUCCAGGAUAAGGACCAUACAUUAUAUAUCGGAUGUAGAGGCCAAGAAAAGUAAGGAUAAGAAUACAGCAGUAGACCAAGGAUACAGUACAACUAGAUGAGACCCUGUUUCUUCAGGUCUUCGUAUGUCUUCCGGUUGUAAACGUUACCCUCUUCGUCCUCCAGCUCCUCCAUGGUCUCUUGUUCGAAGAUCUCAUUACGACCUUCACGCUUCAGCUUCUCAGCGACUAGAUGCGGACAUUAGCAUAUACCACUGUGAUAAACAGAGAAUAGAAACGUACGAGCAAGGGCGUCUUCAAUCCUAGUGAUCUCAUGGAAAUGCUUCGUGUUCGGAAGGCCAAGUGCACGCAUACCGAAUGCAUGCCGUGAUUCUUGGAAAUGUCGGUCGAAGUUUUUCCUACCAUAAACUGCAUUUAGAUUGCGGCAUGCUCAGUAAAAUUGAAGGACUUACCUGCCC
Messenger RNA from Somion occarium, 3893 nucleotides. Lineage: Eukaryota; Fungi; Basidiomycota; Agaricomycetes; Polyporales; Cerrenaceae. The record is from the annotation of a GenBank genome assembly.